AUGACCGCUGUGCUACCGGCUCCGAUGGAAAGCCGUUCGUCCUUCUCCUCAGACCCUGUGCGGCUGCCCAUUCCGCAAAGAUAUUUCCUGGAGAAUCCCGAGGAUGCGAUGAACAAAACCAUCCCUCCUACUUAUCCGUCCGACUACCCAAGUCCUAUUGCAUCCUCCGCAGCUUCUUCCACGCCUCCAUCUCCGAACCUCCCACCAAACGCCUUCCAAAAUCUCCCGCCUACUCCCACAAGCUCAAUAUCAUUCCCAGAACCUGAUGAUCAAGACGACUUGUUGCUGCCAUCCUACGACAGUGCAUUCUUCGAUGAGGAGCCAGAUACUCCUACUGAGCCUGUUAUCGAGCCACCCGUGCAAUCGCCAGUAGACUCGCAUCGUCCGGGCUCACGAAUUCCGGCCGCCGAUGAUAGUUCGCUAGAGGAAGAGCCAUCGAGACAUGUCGACUACCUCUCACAUGAAUGGAAGGAGGAGGACAUCUGGACAUCAUGGCGUCACAUCGUUGCUCGCAGAGGUGUAUAUGAGAACAGCCUGAGACUGGAGAAUGCCUCAUGGCGAACUUGGGCAAAGCUAAAAGGGAAUAUCGGCACAAUCUCUCCAGAGGCGCUCAAUUGGCUCAAAGAUUGCGACGUAACCUGGUUGUACGGUCCGCUUAUAGCCUCUCAUACACGGGAGGUCUCAAAUAUCUCUCCUCCACCGAGCUGUUCCGAAUCGCCUCUUUGCCAUGACCGAAAGUCCAUUCUCAAGAAGCGGACUGCGUCUGAGGCUAUCCUGCAACGCUCGCUCUCCCAGCACACUCUCUUACAGCACGCCGGGGCUAUCCUAAAGGCACAAGAGGCAGAGCAUGCUCGAAGUCGCCCAGGAUUCAAUGCACAACUGGCAGCGUUUGAGAAGAUUACGAGCCAGUCAUUCGCACGGGGGUUUGACACCCCUCGCGCUCGAUUCGCUUCCACCACUUCGCCUUCUGGUGCUGCCUCCCCGAGCGAUAAGCGGCACAUUCACUUCAAUAAAGAAGUCUUACAGUGUAUUGCCGUGGAGGCAAAAGAGGAGGAAGAGGAAGAGUGGUUAGAGUUUGGGGGCGACUCGUGCUGGGAUGAUUCUGUAAUGGUGAAACCUACGUCCCCCAGUGGAAGUUCGACGCCACGAGGGGGCUCCAACGGUGAAAACAAGACAAUUGCUCCCCUCCCUCCGACGACGCUCAAAUACCGCUCCGAUACACCCGAGCCUCAGCCUUCCUCGAUUGCCAGUCGUUGGUCCUGGGCAAAGUAUUUUUCUGGACCCAGGUCUUCCCUGGUGGAAGCUCUGCGACAAUCCCAAUGGUCUUCGGGCAGUACCCCAGCUGCAGAAACUCUUGCAUCCGACAGUGACUGGAACCUGCCGCAAGAUGAGAACUCUUCAAACCGUUCCUGGUUUGUGGAUCCUGCGGAGGAAGACGAGGCCGCCCAGAAUUUCUAUCUUGCGUCUCUGGGAUUAUUAUCUAAUGAAGACGGAACUCCGUCCAAUGCCGAUGUUCUCUUUGACAGAAUGGUGGAUACUGUCAACACCGCAAGGGAUAUCGCACAUGUUAUUUGGAACGUUGGCUGGCGGGGAUGA
Aspergillus calidoustus is the source of this 1596-nucleotide messenger RNA. The record is from the annotation of a GenBank genome assembly. NCBI's taxonomy places the organism in Eukaryota, Fungi, Ascomycota, Eurotiomycetes, Eurotiales, Aspergillaceae.